This is a messenger RNA of Pipistrellus nathusii (Nathusius's pipistrelle), 468 nucleotides long. Lineage: Eukaryota; Metazoa; Chordata; Mammalia; Chiroptera; Vespertilionidae. The record is from the annotation of a GenBank genome assembly.
AUGGCACGGCAGCAUGCGCGGACCCUGUGGUACGACAGGCCCAGGUACGUGUUCAUGGAGUUUUGUGUUGAGGACAGCACCGAUGUCCACGUGCUCUUAGAAGACCACCGCAUUGUGUUCAGCUGCAAGAAUGCCGACGGAGUGGAGAUGUACAAUGAGAUUGAGUUCUAUGCCAAGGUGAACUCCAAGGACUCCCAGGAUAAGCGCUCUGGCCGCUCCAUUACUUGCUUCGUGAGGAAAUGGAAGGAGAAAGUGGCCUGGCCUCGGCUCACCAAGGAGGAUAUCAAGCCAGUGUGGUUGUCUGUGGACUUUGAUAACUGGAGAGACUGGGAAGGGGAUGAAGAGGUGGAGCUGGCUCAGGUGGAACAUUAUGCAGAGCUUUUGCAGAAGGUCAGCACCAAGAGACCUCCCCCUGCCAUGGACGAUCUGGAUGAUGAUUCUGACAGUGCCGAGGCAACAAGUAGUUAA